AUGGCUCCUUUUGAAGCUCUAUACGGCCGGAAAUGUCGCAGUCUAUUGUGCUGGAAUGAUAUUAGCGAGACGGUUACUUUGGGACCGCAAAUGAUUGAAGAUACCGUGAAUCAAGUAAGAUAUAUUCGUGAGAAGAUGAGGGAGGCCCAGGAUCGUCAAAAGGCCUAUGCAGAUCAAAAUAGAAGAGAUAGCGAAUAUCAAGUAGGCGAAAAAGUCUUACUAAAGGUGUCACCUAUGAAAGGGGUGAUGCGUUUUGGGCAAAAAGGAAAGCUUAGCCCGAAGUUUAUAGGUCCGUAUGACAUCAUUGAAAGAAUUGGAAGAUUGACUUAUCGUUUAGAUUUGCCAAAUAACUUGGGAAAGGUGCAUAAUGUGUUCCAUGUAUCCCAACUAAAGAGAUAUGUGCCCGAUAAGUCUCACGUAUUAGAUCCCGAGAUUAUAGAAGUGGAUGAGACACUUUCUUUUGAAGAGAGACCAAUAAAGAUCUUGGACUCUAAGGUGAGGAGUACAAGAAACAAAGAUAUAAAGAUACUCAAGGUUUUGUGGUCUAACCAGCGUACCGAAGAGGCUACCUGGGAGGCUGAAGACGAGAUGAGAAAGAAGUAUCCUGAGCUCUUUGACUAG
Messenger RNA from Beta vulgaris subsp. vulgaris (sugar beet), 621 nucleotides. RefSeq lists its product as uncharacterized. The transcript has a single exon. Bases 1 to 621 code for a protein of 206 amino acids. NCBI's taxonomy places the organism in Eukaryota, Viridiplantae, Streptophyta, Magnoliopsida, Caryophyllales, Amaranthaceae. The record is from RefSeq and is a predicted model, not a curated record.